Molecule: messenger RNA, 1028 nt
Organism: Oncorhynchus gorbuscha (pink salmon)
Lineage: Eukaryota; Metazoa; Chordata; Actinopteri; Salmoniformes; Salmonidae
Product: forkhead box protein K1-like
Exons: 4
Coding region: 12-1004 (330 amino acids)
Biological process (GO): regulation of transcription by RNA polymerase II
Molecular function (GO): protein binding; RNA polymerase II cis-regulatory region sequence-specific DNA binding; DNA-binding transcription factor activity, RNA polymerase II-specific
Source: RefSeq, a predicted model, not a curated record
CAAAAAAGAAGAUGGCAGACUUUCGGGACGACACCGGAGCUCGAGCCCUACUGGCCUUGCAAUCUGCCCCGUGCAGCCCUGUUCGAGUCGGGGUGACCUCACCCGCAUACCCUCCCAAUUUCACCUUCUCGGGCUCUUCGGUGCUGAGUCGGGGCUGCGCGAUGCCUCCUCGCCUCGCGUCUCCUCCUCGGGCCCUGGCCAGGCUCGAAGGCCGGGACUUUGAUUUCGUCAUGAGGCAGCGGACAGUGACCGUAGGCCGUAACUCGUCGCACGGCUCCGUGGAUAUAAACAUGGGUCACUCGAGCUUCAUCUCUCGGCGGCACCUCCAGAUCACCUUCGAGGAGCCGUGCGGGUUUUCGCUGCGCUGCCUCGGGAAGAACGGCGUCUUCGUGGACGGCGUGUUUCAGAGGAGAGGCGCGCCUCCCUGCAGCUGCCCCGGGAGUAAAUGUGUGUUCAGGUUCCCCAGUACAGUGAUCAAAAUCCAGUUCUCCUCUCUGUUGUCUGGGGAGGAGUCGAGAGAGGAGGAGCAGCGGUCUCCCCCGCCCCGCCUCACCCUCCUCCCACACAUCUCCCCCCUCAAGAUCAGCAUUCCCACAAUGCACCACGAGGACCUGCGACACCUGGUCAGCCCGCUGCCCUCUCCGACAGGGACCCUCAGUGUUCCUAACUCGUGCCCGGCCAGUCCGAGGGGUGCGGGGUCAUCGGGUUAUCGCUACGGACGCAACGUGACAUCUGACCUCCAGCUGGCUGCGGAGUUCGCUGCCAAGGCUGUCUCCGAGCAACAGCGGGGCGUUGCUGAGCAACACGGAGAGUCCGGCGGCGGAGACAGCCCCAAGGAUGAAUCGAAGCCUCCCUACUCCUACGCCCAGUUGAUAGUACAGGCCAUCUCUUCAGCACCAGACAGACAGCUGACCCUGUCUGGAAUCUACACACACAUCACCAAACACUACCCCUACUAUCGCACUGCAGACAAGGGCUGGCAGGUAACUAGACACAUCACCUAACCCUACUACCAGGUAGCUAGACUC